AGGAAGCUGUGGUUGAGGCUUUGAUUAAAGCUAUUGCUGAUUCAGGAGCAAAAGUCAUUGUUAGUCGGUCAUCAAUUUGUAAAAUGACACUAAAUCUCUGCGAACUCUACAAGAUAAUGGUUCUGCAGAUUACUUCCGAAAUUGACUUUACCAGUUUCUGCUGUAAAGCUGGUGCAGUUGCCUCAUCUCAGCUUUUCUUGCCUCAGCAUCUGGGAUAUACUGAUUCAAUUUCAAUAACAGAGAUUGAUGGUGCAAGACUAAUGAUUGCCGAGAUUGGUAACUCCUCUACAAUUGUUUUGUGUGGAACCAAAUGGAGCCUCUUAAACAAACAAGAGAGAUACAUUACUCAGGGAAUCGAUACAUACAAGGGCACAUGCAUUUCUCAGGGCAUGUUUAGACACAGAGACAGAUCUAUUGUCCCUUGGAAGACAGCAAUGGAACUGUUGGUUACUAUGAAAGUCUAUGCUAAAUCACACACAAGGUUAGAGAAUCAUGCUAUCUCCAAGUUCGUUGAGAGCUUGGAAUAUGUGCUUAACAACAGGCCAGAUUCAUUUACAACCAAAUCACUUAUUGAAUCAACCAAAGCUGUUUGCUCAGUUCUCCGAUCUUCUCAGAUCUUACCUAAGCAGUUUGCCUCUUCAUUUGAAGAAGAAUCUGGGUUUGAUUUAAAGUCGCGUGUAAUUAAACUAUUGAAUCUUUUGCUUAUGGCUUUGGGUUACCUGGCGCUGGAGUUUAUCGUCUAUGAUGCCAAAGAUAGGUUUUUUUCUGAGACGGAAGAGGACAAGAAGAGGGCUGCAGAGAAAGCCGAGCGAGCAGCUGAGAGGGCUGCAGAGAAAGCCGAGCGAGCAGCUGAGAGGGCUGCAGAGAAAGCUGAGAGGGAUAAAGAGAGAGCGGAGAGAGCCUUGCAGAAGCUUGAGAGAAAGAAGGCUGAGAAGAAGAAGGAUUGAAACCGGAUCAGAGAAUUGAUGUUUUUUUUUACCUGUUUACCUGUCGCUUAGCUUUGAAAAGGAAAAACCAAAAUGUAGACAGAAUGUUUGAAGCAGAAUUUCAGGGGCUUAUCAUAUAAUGAAUGACUUCAGUGAUAACAUCA
Messenger RNA from Arabidopsis lyrata subsp. lyrata, 1090 nucleotides. Its product is annotated as T-complex protein 1 subunit theta. The coding region runs from base 84 to 947 and encodes 287 amino acids. NCBI's taxonomy places the organism in Eukaryota, Viridiplantae, Streptophyta, Magnoliopsida, Brassicales, Brassicaceae. The record is from RefSeq and is a predicted model, not a curated record. The transcript has 6 exons.